GGCCCAUGCCGACCACCUCCGUCCGGUCUCGCCUACUACCUGCCUUCCUCGAUCUUAUUCUGUGCCCCGAUUGAUACCUACCCUGGCCGGCGUGCUACUUGAUGGGAGAGACAUGGCUGACUGGUUGUCGUACAGAGCUCUGUUCGUGAAGAACUUGAGCUACAACGUAACUCCAGAGGAGUUGUUCGACCUGUUCGGAAAAUUCGGCCCAAUUCGACAGGUCCGCCAGGGCAUUGCAAGCGGCACCAAGGGUACCGCCUUCGUCGUCUAUGAAGACGUAAUGGAUGCGAAGCAAGCUUGCGACAAGCUCAAUGGCUUCAACUUCCAGAACCGAUAUCUCAUCGUUCUGUAUCACCAGCCAGAGAAGAUGCUCAAGUCAAAAGAGGACCUCGAGGCUCGCCAGGCUCGUUUAGCGCAGCUCAAGACACAGCACGGUAUCGAUUGACAAUCCGACGGGUCUGCGGCACGCCUCCAGACACCUACCUCGUCUGCAGGCCCGUCUAUUUCAUCUAAACGAACCACUUCUCCGGAUCAGAAGACGAUCCUCAGAAAGGGCAAGCCGGCCAUCACCGGGCGCGCACCCAGAACCGGUGUACGAUUCGCCGACGGGGUGCUCCCCAACUCGCUCCGGGCCCAG
Molecule: messenger RNA, 637 nt
Organism: Colletotrichum phormii
Lineage: Eukaryota; Fungi; Ascomycota; Sordariomycetes; Glomerellales; Glomerellaceae
Product: RNA recognition domain-containing protein
Exons: 4
Coding region: 113-445 (110 amino acids)
Cellular component (GO): nucleus; cytoplasm
Molecular function (GO): mRNA binding
Source: RefSeq, a predicted model, not a curated record